Mycena citricolor is the source of this 5628-nucleotide messenger RNA. NCBI's taxonomy places the organism in Eukaryota, Fungi, Basidiomycota, Agaricomycetes, Agaricales, Mycenaceae. The record is from the annotation of a GenBank genome assembly.
AAGUCACUGCCACCUGAUCCGCAGGUUGACAGACGCGCCUUUGGUUCGAAAACCAUGCCAGCAGGAAAAUUCUUACAGAUCUCCCCGUUCAAGAACUUGCUGACGCAUUCGCGCUUUCUGCUCACCCUGCGCUCGGAGCAGGGAAAAUACCAUUCGCUCAUCCUCUUCCGCUUGUCGACGGCAGCGGACAUCCCCGCAUACGGAAAUGGCCGGCCCUCGAUGCUGGACAACCGCCAGCUUUACGUAAUGGAGUCGACCUGCCCUCAUCUUGGCGCCGACAUGUCCCACGCAGACAUCGAGGAAUAUGAGGACACGACGGUGGCGGUCUGUCCGUGGCACAGAUACGAUUUCGAUCUCCGCACUGGCAAGAGCGAGACCGGGCUACACACCUGCACCUACUCCGUCGAGGUGAAGACGGAGCCCGAAGAUAGCGAGGAAAAGGUCUACAUCGAAACGCCGUCCGGGGGAAGUAAUUGGAGGCUCAUAGACUUCCGCCCGGUUUCAGAAGAGUUCGCCGAUCCACCGCCCACUAAAGCUAGUGCUCCUACCGAGGUCAAUCCAGUGACCAUGAGCGCCGAGACGAUAGAGCCCGUCGUUCCCGAACUAAAUCCACCCAAGACGCUCAUGGACUGGGCGGUUCUGAUAUUAAACACUCCGAAUCCGACUCUCAAGGUCCUGCGCACAAGACACGCCGUUCAGCUCUUCCGAACUGGAAAACUCGAUUCCAUUGGGCACAAGUCUCGCUCUGCACCGACACCGCCAGAUAUUCCGCCCCGGGACGAGAGUUAUCUGCGGAAUGCGGUCGACCCAGGCAAAGUCAAAGGCAGGCGAAGCCUCGCGGUAAUGCUGCAUGCCCUCGCAAAUAUUGAACAAAUUGAUCUAGCGUAAGUUUCUUCUUAGCGCGAUAUUCAUGCUACAUAUCAAUUUUCCAAAGAUGGGACAUAAUGGCGCGUUUUGGACCGAGUCAUCCUGAUCUUCCGCCGGCGUUCUUUGCGGAUUUCACGAAAAUGGCAUUGGACGAAUCCAAACAUUUGUGCGUACAUCGGAUUAUAACACAGGGAACAGCUUGAAUUAUUUUCAACAGCUCACUGCUGACCUCCCGACUUUCCGAGACUUCUCCAAACACUCCCUAUGGGAGCAUGCCCGUGCACGCCUCUCUCUGGGAAUCCGCGACGAUCACAUCACACUCCCUGCGAUCCCGGCUGGCCAUCAUCCAUCUCGUCCACGAAGCGCGUGGUCUGGACGUCAAUCCCGGGACGAUCGCACGAUUCCGGCGGGCAAACGACAGCGAUAGCGUCGCCGCGCUCGAGAUCAUCCACGCCGACGAGGUGACACACGUGACGUCCGGGCAUCGUUGGUUCACGUGGCUGUGUGAGAAGGAGGGAGGGCUUGAUCCGGUUUCGACUUUCCGCGACGAAGUGCGCAAGGGAUGGCGCGGGAACGUCAAGGGGCCGUUCAACAUUGAGGACAGAGAAAAGGCUGGGCUGACGAGGGAAUUUUACGAGCAUCUCACGGGGGAGAUGGCUGAGGAUGAGAUGGAGCAGCGUCGGGGGGCUUUCAGGAUGGAUGGCUUGAAGAGAAUGGGCUCCGGGGCUCCCAUCAGUGUUGAAUAUGAGGAUAAAGUGUAGUUAAGGGUUGAAUGAAUCGGAGGGCACUCGGCAAUAGUAACACUACAUCAACUAAGAAAACUCCGUUGGCGUCAAAAGAAAAUGAAUUGAGCCUCGAAUCUACGAUGAACUCAAGCUUUUCACGCGCCUUGCAACAAACCUGCACCGCAUGCACGUCAUGCGGAAGCAUCAAUAUGCCAAUAUGUCAAUCACGCCUCGAUCAACUUCUCUCUCGAUCUCGCUGGCGAACACUCUUGAAGUGGACAGGACUUCUAGCUUUGCUUGCAUCCAUGCACCUCGCAUAACGUGACAGUAUCAACGGUCCGCAUACUCUCCCCCAGCAGCUUAUAUGCCGCGUUACGAAUACCAGGCCUUGUCAAAUGACACGGACGAGGCGGAGGAGCGUCUCCCUCUCAAAUCUGCCAUAGAGGGAGACGAGAGCUCGGAGGCGUACGAGCUCGUGGACUCUGAAGCGUCGAGCGCGUUCCACGCGAAGGACGGGAUACACGAUGGGCUGGUCCGGCCCACAGCCGAGGAUGAAGCGACUCUGCGCAGGAUCUCUGAUGUCGUCCCCUGGAGCACCUACCUCAUCGCCAUUGUGGAAUUGGCGGAACGUUUCUCUGUUUAUGGUUCCGGAGCGGUUCUUACAAAUUUCAUUCAACAUCCUCUGCCGCCCGGCUCUAUCACUGGCGCUGGUCUAGAAAAGGGGCAAUCUGGCGCCCUCGGAAAAGGGCAAAGAAUGUCGACUGCAAUCAUGACAUUCACCAUGUUCUGGGUGUCUCUUACUCCGAUGCUGGGUGCAUAUAUUGCGGAUGUGCACCUGGGCCGGUUCAAGACGAUCUGCUAUGCUGUCGGGAUCGCGUUGAUUGGGCACAUCAUCCUCAUCUUCGCCGCAGUUCCUGGGAUCAUCGACCAUGCUGACCUGGGGCUGACCUUCUUGCUGGUGUCGCAAGUCGUCAUUGGGCUUGGCACGGGAUUGUUCAAGGCGAAUAUCUCACCCCUUGUCGCGGAACAGUACAAAAAGACCAAAUCGUUUGUCAUUCGACUACCUGGGGAUGGAGAACGAGUGAUUGUGGACCCGAAGCUGACUGUCUCGCGAAUCUACAUGUAUUUCUAUCUUGUUAUUAAUAUCGGGGCUCUACUUGGUCAAUUCAGUAUGACUUACACCGAGAAGCGAGCACAGUACCUGGGUUACUGGCCAGCAUUUGCGCUUCCAACAGCUGUCUUCCUCCUCUGUCCACUCAUCCUAUUCCUGGGCCGAAACCGCUACGUCCGAUCCCCACCCAGCGGCUCUGUUCUUUUCACGUUCAUUCGCCUGAUGCGAUUUGGAUCGCGCCGCCGGUGGAGCCUGAAUCCGUUUCGCAUGUACGCCAACUUCACCCGCGGCGAUUUCUGGGAGACUGUGACUCCGAGUCGGAUCCCACCGGCAAAGCAGGCGCGAUGGAUGAAGGGCCUGGACGAUACAUGGGUCACCGAGGUCAGAAGAGGCUUGGGAGCAUGUGCCGUGUUUGCCUGGUUUCCGCUCUACUGGCUUACUAUGAGUCAAAUGUCUACCAACUUGAUCUCCCAGGCAGCAACACUGCGCACAGACGGAUUGCCCAACGAUCUUUUGACGAAUAUCGAUCCGCUGACGCUGGUGCUCGUCAUUCCGUUGUGUGAUCUCUACCUGUAUCCGCUUCUGCAACGCCGAGGGAUCAAGUUCCUGCCCAUCAGACGCAUAACGGUCGGGUUCUUCAUUGCUUGCUCGGCCAUGAUAUGGUGUGCGGUAUUACAAUACAACAUCUAUCGAACGAAUCCCUGUGGAACAGCGGCCUCGACUUGCGUCGACGGACAAUCCCUCCCGCUCGUCUCGCCGAUGAGCGUCUGGCUGCAAGCACCGAGCUACCUCCUGAUCGCCGUCUCCGAGAUCUUCGCCUCGAUCACGGUGAUGGAGUACUCUUUCACGAAGGCGCCGGUCAAUAUGCGGUCGCUCGUCAUGGCCCUGCUCAUGGGCACCAGUGCAGUCAGCGCCGUUCUUGGCGAGGGAUUCAUCUGGCUGUCUGCAGAUCCGUUUCUGGUGUGGAACUACCUCGUUAUGGCUGGCUUGGCUGGUGCUGGAGGAAUAGGCUUCUGGGUACUCAUGCGUGGCUUGGAUGAGGAGGAGCUGGAUAUAUCCGAGACAAGGACUUAAUCUAUUGCUUUGUUUCUCUGUAACCCGUACCCAGGGACGAUCUUGCUCGGUGCAAAUCUUCGAGGGGAGUCCUUGCGUUGAUUGUCGAUAUUUGUCACGGGGGUCUAUUAUGGAACAAAGCUAUAUCUGGCCUCCCAUUCACACCAUCAUGCCGCCCAGUGAUAAUUUCCCAGCCGAGAAAUCGAAUGCUGUUAGCAGUGCCGCGGAAGACGCUGCGCCAACCUCGACACUCAACGGGCAGGAGCCCGAGCGUCCCAUCAAGCAGGAGCCAGAUGUGGACGAGGAGCCAGAGGAGGACGAGCACUACCAGCCCCCAGAGGACCCGCAGCCUUCCCCGUGGAAGCGCCGCGCGCUCAUCCUCCUCAUCUGCACAAUCCUCUGGGUGGCCUUCCGCGUGGUGACGCUGAAAACGAAGCCAAAGCCGAGCGUCGUGCACGCCAACCGGUAUUCGAACGAGUUCAAGUAUCGCCCUGCGGCGAGUCCCAUCAUCACGGAGACGCUCAAGGACGGACGGACGAGGCUACGCGGGGCGUCGCCCACGACCGUUCCGGUCCUCGAGAGCAAGCCUAAGCCCACGGCGAAGGCGCGCAAAGGCGGGAAGAAGGGGGGCAAGAAGAACAAGAAGAAGAAGGCUGCAGCCGAGGCCAAGAGGGCACGGUCGACUCAGUGAGCUCACUGGUAUAAUUGGACUGCAUCGAACUCUCGGUUCAUCUAUUUAUGUUACACUUGUCUAAUACACGCUCAGUUUUGAGGCCUACUUUCUUGGUGAUGCUGUGACGAGUGCUUCGACACUGGCCACGACGCACAUUAAACGGUAGCACUGAUCGGGCCUGCUCUGAGGCGAGUCAAAGUGCUACGACAGCCACCUGGGAAGACCUUGCACGGAUCACUCUCGUCCUACGUUUGAGUGAACCUGACGACAAACACUUGUUCCAAUUCGAUACAAGGGCUGCGGAGACUUUACGAGCCCAUCCAAGAAUAACGAAUCGAAGCCUGACUGUCCUGGAUAUCUUUCCGCCACGCGAGCCUCGUUCCAGCCUUUUUGAUCCAGGCCGUGUAUUGUACGUGUGCCAUCAGCGCCGGGCGCCAUGCAAAGUUCAGCUGAACACACGCGAACCGCGCCAUCACCGCGACGUUGUUCCCAAAAGGGGAAUCCCGUCCGGAAAAGGAAGGUGGAUGGGUUGUUGCUUGCGCCGGCGAUGCCGCGUGCAGGGAGGACAAGGGAACACCCAAAUGCGGCUGUCUCCUUGUUCGCGGACACUUAUCAAGUGGAAUGGAGAGAGUGGUCCCUCGCUCAAGUCGGUCGCUCCAUUCCAUUCCAUUGCAACAUGCACUGCAAACUGUUGAUCUCCCUCUUCAUUUCCAUCGUUGCUCUGCGUGCAUCUUCUGCACCUGUAUCCGUAGAUGGCCUGGCCAACCCUGAGAACCCUGCCGCACCUACCGUCGACCUCCGCGAGACAGAACUGACACGAGCGGAACCCGGGAACGAAGAGCGAGGCUGCCGCAUGUGGCGCUGCAUCUAAUCCCGCCCAGUGCGCGCACCGCACUCGAUUCCUCUUUCAUCGUGCAUCUGUAUCUAUAAUUCGGCUCCUCGGCUUUCCUUCUCUCGACCAUCGGUCCUCGACCGACAGUCCCACGCUCCUUACAUGCAUCACCCAUCUCAUUGUAUCGAUACUGCCCGUCUGUUUUAUCCACCUUCCAGAGCUUGUCUCUGCUUUUACCUUUUCUUUUUAUCUGUGAGCUCGACUGCUCUAGAUUACUGCACUUUCGGCUUGGCUAUAGCACGGUGUCUGUUGUUGUAGUUCAUGCCAUAAUUGAUUCUCUGGGUUUCCUAGUGGAACCUAAGCCUAA